Antechinus flavipes (yellow-footed antechinus) is the source of this 5489-nucleotide messenger RNA. RefSeq names its product hdc homolog, cell cycle regulator (gene HECA). The coding region runs from base 88 to 1743 and encodes 551 amino acids. NCBI's taxonomy places the organism in Eukaryota, Metazoa, Chordata, Mammalia, Dasyuromorphia, Dasyuridae. The transcript is spliced from 4 exons. The record is from RefSeq and is a predicted model, not a curated record.
GCCGCCGGGCGUGGGGCGGGGGCCAUGAACAGCCACCCCCGGGGGAGCCGCCUUCGCUGAAGCCCGGCAGCCCCGGAUCCUCGCGAGAUGCCCAACCCCAAAAGCAGUAAAGGCGGCCGCAAGAACAAACGCGCCAACAGCAGCGGGGACGAGCAGGAAAAUGGAGCAGGGGCCCUGGCGGCGGCGGCGGCCGCGGCUGGCGCGGCGGGCGGAGGAGCCCUGGCCACGGCGGCGGGCUCGGGAGCGGCUGCGGGCGCGGGAGCGGCAGGAGCCGGAGCGGGAGCGGCUGGAGCUGGAGGAGCGGCGCCCGGCGCGGGCUCGGCAGCGGGAGCGGGAGCGGCGGCUGCGGCGGCCGCGGCCGCUUCGAAUGACGCUAAAAGCGAAGCACCUUGUGCCACGCCACUCAUCUGCAGCUUUGGAAGGCCAGUUGAUCUUGACAAGGAUGAUUACCAGAAGGUGGUCUGCAACAAUGAGCAUUGCCCUUACAGCACCUGGAUGCAUCUUCAGUGUUUUUAUGAGUGGGAAAGCAGUAUCCUGGUCCAGUUUAACUGCAUUGGCCGAGCCCGGAGUUGGAAUGAAAAGCAGUGUCGCCAGAACAUGUGGACCAAGAAAGGCUAUGAUCUGGCCUUUCGUUUCUGCUCUUGCCGUUGUGGACAGGGUCAUUUGAAGAAGGAUACGGAUUGGUACCAGGUGAAGCGCAUGCAAGAUGAAAAAAAGAAGAAGUCGAUGUCAGAGAAGAGCACAGGGAGGCCCAUGACAGAAACUGGGGAAGAGAUAAAAAAGUGCAGGCCUCUUAACAAGGCCCAGAAAGGACUGAGUCAUGACCUCCCACGGCGACAUUCUAUGGAUAGACAGAACUCCCAGGAGAAAGGGGUCAAUGCAGGGGGCUAUGGAGUACGUUCCCCCUGUGGCUCUCCUGGCCAGUCUCCUCCUACAGGGUACUCCAUUCUCUCUCCAGCACAUUUCAGUGGACCCCGCUCCUCAAGAUACCUCGGGGAAUUUUUGAAAAAUGCCAUUCACUUGGAGCCUCACAAAAAGAAUAUGACUGGAGGGAGCAUGUUCCGAAAUGCUCACUUUGACUAUGGAGCAACUGGCUUGCCAGCACACAGGGGUGGACAUUUUGAUGCUCCAGUGCAAUUUCUGAGGAGGCUUGAUCUCUCAGAGCUCCUGGCUCAUAUUCCCAGGCACAAGUUGAACACUUUCCAUGUAAGGAUGGAAGAUGAUGCUCAAGUAGGCCAAGGGGAGGAUCUACGGAAAUUCAUUCUUGCCGCCCUCAGUGCCAGCCACAGAAAUGUUGUAAACUGUGCCCUUUGCCACCGGGCCCUCCCAGUAUUUGAACAGUUCCCCCUAGUGGAUGGAACCUUGUUCUUAAGCCCAUCAAGACAUGAUGAAAUUGAAUAUGAUGUUCCCUGUCACCUUCAAGGGAGGCUUAUGCAUCUGUAUGCUGUAUGUGUAGACUGCUUAGAAGGGGUUCAUAAAAUAAUCUGCAUCAAGUGUAAAUCUCGAUGGGAUGGAAGCUGGCACCAGCUGGGCACCAUGUAUACCUAUGACAUUUUGGCAGCCUCUCCAUGUUGUCAGGCCCGACUGAACUGUAAACACUGUGGAAAGCCAGUCAUAGAUGUACGGAUUGGAAUGCAGUAUUUCUCAGAAUACAGUAAUGUCCAGCAGUGCCCACAUUGUGGGAACCUAGACUACCACUUCGUGAAGCCAUUUUCUUCUUUUAAAGUUCUGGAGGCUUAUUGACAAAAGCUUUGGUUUAGUAAUAACUAUUUUAUGGGUAUUACUACUUUAUUACAUAUCUUUUAUAGGAAACUUUGUUGACAUUGGUUUCUUUUCUAAUUUAAAGAAGAAUUUCUUUGUAUGUGGAUGUUACUACAACUGAGGGCUGACCCUGUACUCUCCUUUGACACCUAAGUAUUUAGCUAGUGGUUAGGGCCUGAACCCCAGUGAGUAACUUUAUGAAUUUGGGGAAGGGGGAUCACCAUCACUGAUUGUCUUUGAUAGAGCUUUAAGUUAAAAGAAGACAGGGAGGGUGGGAAGAUUUUAGGGAAGGGAUGGUGUGGGUAUAAACUGAUCACAUGGUAGAGUCCAGCAGUUUGAGGAGGUGGGAAGAAGCCCUUACUAAAAUGAUAGUUCCAGCUGAUCUAUUUUUAGAUUUUCCCAGGGGUUUGGGAAAACUGUGACAUGUGAAUGUAAAUCUAUGCCAGGAGGCAAAACAGUGUUUGAGUCUACAACCUGGCAUAAUGCUUUGCAGUGAACAUUGACACGGAAUUUACUUUCACUGACAGAUCAUUUGGAAGUGGCCCCGGUGUACUGUUUCCAUCAGUAUUGUAGUUUAGCAGUCAGGUCAAGUGAUUCUUACCAGAAUUAAAUUCCAAGUCAUGAUACAUCAGUUUGGAGCUGUUUAUGGUGCAAAUAAUUUUAGGCAAGGUUUUCUCAUUAUCCAGAAAGCAUAUUAAAUGGCUUAUACUGAUGCAUAGUGGUUCAGAAAGGCAGGACUGCAGAAGUUAGAAUUCUGCCUUCAAAGUGGUUUAAAAUGGCUUUAAAAGUUGAAAAAUUCACCAUUAGUCUGAUCUUGACAAAUAUAAGUUUAUACCAGUUGCAAGGUAGUAGUAGCAUCUGGUGUUUUGCAGGUGAACUUCACAGCCAUGAUCCUUAAAAAUGCUGGUGAGCUUCAUAAGAAGUCAGUGCCAUACUUUCCAAAGAAUCACUUAUGGCCACGUCUUGCCUAGUUAAUACUGAGCCUUCUAAAAUCGCAUAUUUGACUAGAGUCGGGGUGGGAGAGGGUAUAUUUAAAGAAUGUUCAAGAAAAAAAGGGCUAAUAUUUCUAUAUGGGAUUUAUCCUUUUCACAUGGGGAAGUUAUUGCUUUUAAUAAGAGGUAUAUACUAAAAUGUUAUUCUUUUAAGGAUUUUUGCAAUACCUCGUUGGCUUUACUAGAGAAAUAUCAAGCAUUUAGAAAGUUGGCUUUUUUGUCUUUCUAAGAUGCAGACUUCCAUUCAAGAUUUCUAAUUAAAUUAUAAAAAGCCUUAGACUCCCUGUUAGUGACUUUAGAAGGAACCACAGCUCCCUCCCUCUCUUUCAAAAACUAUAAAUUUUGACUUAGAAUGUGCUUUAAAAAAUUUUGCUAAUUUCAAGUAUGACCUUAGUAACUUGGCCAUUUCAAGUGUGUUGAGGUAAAUAUUUUCCAAAGAACACCAGAAACAUUGUCACAUACUUGAAUGGAAACUAGAGUCAGGGUUUAUUUGAACAUUUUAUAUUGCUUAACCAAUUUAUACCAGUUUUAUAUUCCCAGAGGAACCAAGUUUGGGUUUUCAUUUAACAUUGUUGAGGCUUUACUCCCAGUGAUUUGAAGGUGUACCAUAGACAAUGUUUGAUACUUUGUGGAAAGGCAGUAGCAUUGGAGGAUCAAAAGCAUUACCCAAUGCUGUUUAUCUCUCAGCUUCGUUUGAUUUCAAAUGUGCUUUGCUGUAGGCAGUUUGGUGGUCAGAAAAAUGUUUCACCAUGAAGAAAAUACUUGAAAUGUUUGUGAGAGGCCAAAGACUGCACUUAGUCUGCCAAUAUUUGAUUGAACCAAAAGAGGUUUAUGGGAAGCUGACUGUGAAUAUUUGUCUUUAAGACACAAAGCUAUAAUUAUGAACAGUUUUGAUGUUGAGUGCAUCAGGUGUCGAAAUCUAAAUUUUCAAAGAACUUCUCUGUCUUAAGAGUACCAUUUGGACAUUAUUUUAGAGGCCUAGAGAGUAAAGUUUCUGUAGCACAUUUCUUUUCCCAACAAAGUUUUACAUUGAAACCUGUUUAUAAUAUUCCUGUGGGACAUAUUAAAUAAAUUCUCCACAAAACCAUGUGUUUUCUUUUUUGUUUUCUUCAGGCCUUUGAAAAACAGUAUAGCAAGUUUUUAUUAUAAUUGGGUAAAAUCUCUUUUUUAGUUUUUUAUUUUAAAAAUGAAUUCAGUUCAAGCCAACAUUUAUUAAGCACUUAUGUGCAAGGCACUGUGAUGAAAUCAGGAUGCUAUGGAUUGUCUUUGUAGACAAAUUUAUAUAUUUAUUAUCUUUUUUAGCAAAAAGAUAAUACAUUCUACUGUUCUUGAAUCUUUAAAGAUAUUGUAGGCCUUCAGGUUGUCUGCUAUUGCAAAUACUGUUAUUUUGGAAUAUAAAAUAAAACUGGGAUACAGCAGCAUGUGGGUAAAUGUCUUGCCAACCAAUUAAACUUGUUUUUCUUAACUUUCUCACAAAGUAACUUGCUGAAUUAUUUCUUAUUGGCUAUUAUAUUGAUAAGAAUAAGAAAUAUAUCUACUAUAGUUGAUCCUUUAGUGAGUGAGAAUGAGAAAGUUAUGGAGGCAGGGUAUAGGGGGAAAGAAAAAGCAUUAAGGGACAUGAAUUACCUGAAAAAUGCAGUUUCUAUUUCUUAAGAGGAUAGAGAAGGAUGACAUUCUAUAGUGAAACAUUCUUUAAGUGCAACUAUUGCUUUCAAGAUGACUUUCUUUGUUUUCUUUGAUAUUUUCCCUUUGUUCUAGAUUUUGUACAGUUGCAUCAUGAGCAAAUAAAAUUCUGUGCAUUUGUAAGUCACAGUACAGUGAAAAGAUAGUUUUGAUGUCAGAUCUUUUUUUAUUUUUCAGCCCAACCUUUACAAAGCACUCUACUUGUCCUUACCUCCCUCUGAAGCAGAAGACACCAUGUACUUGUCUCUUGAGGUAGAAGUUGUAUUAUAUAGCCAAGUGGAAUACCAAUCUUUUUUUUUUAAGUACUUUUUCUCUUCCCCCAAAUUCCCUCUAUCUCUUCUCUCUCUUUCUCUCUCUCCCGCCUCCCAAUAUCACUCAGAUGUGACCAAAAAUUUUCCCUUAAUUUCCAGUACUAACAGUUAUAUUUAAAAGGAGGGCUAUUUUAGGUGGUGAUCUAAACUUUGGACAUAUUAAUUUUGGGAUAUCUGGAAUUGAUAUACUGAUAUGUAACUUGACAGACCACCUAAAAUAACUGACCUGCAGAAAUCAAUUCUUCAUUUAGUCCAAGAGCCUCAUUUCAAGUAUUAUCUGGAUUCUGCUCUGCUUAGAUCAGUGACUCACAGUUUACAUAUCUCUUUUAUAUAAUCAACUGGCUCCUUCAGUCAUUUUGAUUGGAAGUGAAAGGGUGGAGGGAGGGUGGGAUACAGGGAGGGGGAGGGGAGUGCUACUACUGUUCUGUGUAUGGAUACCUGCAGCAGGAUGUUGCCUAACCCAGUUGAUUUCCAUUUACUGCUGACUGUUAUUCUUGCCAGGCAAUGGAGAGAAGAUAUAGCGGAUGGGCACUAUUUAAACCAGCUCAGAAAUGUGUUCUUGUCAGUAAAGGUUUCUUGUCAAGAUGUCUUGGAUUGCACUUUCACAAAGGAAAGACAAUGUAUAUAGCAAAUGAAUGUUGAUGAAACUGAAAUGUUUGGUUAUGGUACUGUUGUGUGUGGUGUAAGAGGAUUUCUGUUUGUCAUCUGUCUAUUAAAAAUAAUAAAGUUGUAAAAAACCUCA